This is a messenger RNA of Cervus elaphus (red deer), 1142 nucleotides long. It is a transcript of the gene MYOZ2, whose product is annotated as myozenin 2. The transcript is spliced from 6 exons. Lineage: Eukaryota; Metazoa; Chordata; Mammalia; Artiodactyla; Cervidae. The record is from RefSeq and is a predicted model, not a curated record. Gene Ontology annotation, cellular component: actin cytoskeleton; Z disc. Gene Ontology annotation, molecular function: telethonin binding; actin binding; FATZ binding. The coding region runs from base 150 to 944 and encodes 264 amino acids.
UCCAGUUUGAGUCAGAACUAGGGACCAUGCCGUCCCAGGCUCAAGGAUAAAAACCAUCGGGCCCAAGUGCCAUCCAUAGUCCAUCUCCAGUCUUUCCUCCACAAAUUGGGAUUCAUCCUUCCUGAAAAGCAAGGGAACAAAAAAAAAUCAUGCUAUCACAUAAUACCAUGGUGAAGCAGAGGAAACAGCAAGCAUCAGCCAUCAUGAAGGAAAUCCAUGGAAAUGAUGUAGAUGUCAUGCACCUGGGCAAAAAAGUCAGCAUCCCCAGAGACAUCAUGUUGGAAGAAUUAUCCCAUCUCAGUAACCGUGGUGCCAGACUAUUUAAGAUGCGACAAAGAAGAUCUGACAAAUAUACAUUUGAAAAUUUCCAGUAUGAAUCUAAAGCACAAAUAAAUCACAAUAUUGCCAUGCAGAAUGAGAAACUGGACGGAAGCAACUUGGAAAGUGGUUCACAGCAAGCACCAUUUACUCCUCCUAACACUCCGGAUCCACGAAGUCCCCCAAAUCCAGAAAACAUUGCACCAGGAUAUUCUGGACCACUGAAGGAAAUUCCUCCUGAAAGAUUCAACACCACAGCUGUCCCUAAGUAUUACCAGUCGCCCUGGGAACAGGCCAUUAGCAAUGAUCCGGAGCUUUUAGAGGCUUUAUACCCUAAAUUUUUCAAGCCUGAAGGAAAGGCAGAAUUGCCUGACUACAGGAGCUUUAACAGAGUUGCCACCCCAUUUGGAGGUUUUGAAAAAGCAUCAAAAAUGGUUAAAUUCAAGGUUCCAGAUUUUGACCUACUACUUCUAACAGAUCCCAGGUUCAUGGCCUUUGCCAAUCCUCUUUCUGGCAGACGGUCCUUUAAUAGGACUCCGAAGGGAUGGAUAUCUGAGAAUAUUCCUAUAGUUAUAACAACUGAACCUACAGAGGAUACCACCAUACCAGAAUCAGAAGACCUAUAAAAGAAAGUUGUAUGUGUGACAAAAACCUCUGAACAUAAAUGUUGCUGUAUAACUAUUUUACUUAUUGGCAAAGCCACUAACACUCUUCAUUAGUAGCAAUAAUUUAAUAACAAUUUAGCAAUUUUCCUUUUAUGGCAUUUAACUUCAAUCUCAGAUCAAAAUCUAAUAAACAAUUCAAAAUCUUAUUUAAAAAAAAAA